AGGAGGAUGAGGAAAACUCUGCUGUGGCUGCUGGCCUCUCUGGCCUUCGUCUCCCUGACUUCUCUUGCUGAUGGAGCUCCAUUGGAGGUGAUGUCUGCCCCCAACUUGUUGAGUGUAGGAACAGCAGAAAACAUUUUUGUGGAGUGUCAAGACUGCACAGGUGAAGACAAAAAGGUGGAAAUCCAUGUGAUGAGCCAUCCAACCAAAAACAUAAGGCUGGCAAAUGCAUCUGUGACACUUACCAGUACAAAUGAAUUCCAGGCGCUGGUACAGAUAAUGAUCCCUGCUGGAGACUUCAGUAAGGAUCCCAGCAUUAAGCAGUAUGUGUAUCUGCAAGCUCAGUUCCCUGGCCGACUGCUUGAGAAGGUUGUCCUGGUCUCCUUUCAGUCUGGGUAUAUCUUCAUCCAAACUGACAAGACCAUCUACACCCCCAACAGCAAAGUUCUUUACAGGAUGUUUGCUGUGACACCCCGUAUGGAGCCUGUGGAAAGGGAUGACGCCAACCAAAUGGAUGCGUCUAUUGCCAUUGAGUUUGUGACCCCUGAAGGCAUCAUUUUAGCACGUGAUCCAGUCUCUUUGAAAUCAGGGAUCCACUCUGGAGAUUACCAACUCGCUGAAAUUGUCAGUACCGGACUGUGGAAGAUCCGCACAAAGUUCCACAGCAACCCACAGCAGAGCUUUAGUGCAGAGUUUGAGGUCAAAGAAUAUGUGCUUCCCAGUUUUGAGGUUAAACUGAAUCCUACGAGCCCUUUCUUCUACGUGGACGACCGAGAGCUCACAGUCAACAUUAAAGCCACGUAUUUGUUUGGUCAAGAGGUGAAUGGGAUGGCCUACGUUGUGUUUGGGGUCAUACAUGAUGGUGAAAAGAAGAGCUUUCCAAGUUCUCUUCAGAGAGUGCAGAUUGAGAGAGGUCUUGGAGCUGUCACGCUGAAGAAAGAGCACAUCAAAAACAUUGAAGAACUGGUGACGAAAUCCAUAUUUGUAGCUGUCAGUGUGCUAACGGAGAACGGUGGUGAAAUGGUGGAGGCAGAGUUGAGAAAUAUUCAGAUUGUUAAAUCUCCUUACACCAUCCACUUCAAGAAAACUCCAAAAUAUUUCAAACCAGGAAUGUCCUUCCAAGUUGUGGUCGAAGUUGUGAAUCCUGACAACACUCCGGCAAAAGGUGUUGUUGUUGUGGUUGAACCAGGCACCGUGAAUGGCCUCACCACAGACAAUGGCAUGGCAAGGCUAACCAUCAAUACAGGAGGGUACACACAACUGACGAUCAAUGCAAAGACGAAUGAUCCUCGUAUUUCAUCGACAAGACAAGCAUCAGCCAACAUGACAGUUCUCCCAUAUAUUACCCAAAGCGAAAACUAUAUCCACAUAGGUGUGGUUUCAGCUGAAGUAGAAUUAGGAAAUAACAUGAAAAUCGACCUCAACCUCAAAAGGCAGGAAAGUCAUGACACUGACGUCACAUACCUGAUCAUGAGCAGAGGUCAGCUGGUGCAAAAAGGCCGAUACAACACAAUAGGUCAAGUACUGAUCUCCCUGAUGGUUAUCAUUACCAAAGACAUGCUGCCAUCAUUCCGCAUCAUAGCAUAUUACCACACAAAUGAGAAUGAAGUGGUAUCAGACUCUGUUUGGGUGGAUGUAAAAGACUCCUGCAUGGGUUCGCUGAAGCUGGAACCAUCGAGUCCUGCUCCAUCCUAUGAGCCUCGCAGGAUGUUUGGUCUGAAGGUUACAGGAGACCCAGGGGCCAUAGUGGGACUGGUGGCAGUGGAUAAAGGCAUCUAUGUCCUUAACAACAAGCACCGCCUCACACAGAAAAAGGUGUGGGACAUUGUAGAGAAGUACGACACAGGUUGCACACCAGGUGGAGGGAAGGAUGGUAUGAGUGUGUUCUACGACGCUGGGCUGCUGUUUGAGUCCAACACGGCUUCUGGGACUGCCUACAGACAAGAAUUGAAAUGUCCGGCACCGAGCAGGAGGAAACGAGGGACUACAAUCAUGGAUGUCAGAACCAGCUUACGUAAGAACCAUAACUCUAUAGAAAGCAAUAACCUCAUUUCCUGUUAUCUUCUGUCUGAAAA
This is a messenger RNA of Trematomus bernacchii (emerald rockcod), 2072 nucleotides long. Its product is annotated as complement C3-like. Gene Ontology annotation, molecular function: endopeptidase inhibitor activity. The transcript has 17 exons. The annotation marks the transcript as partial. The record is from RefSeq and is a predicted model, not a curated record. Lineage: Eukaryota; Metazoa; Chordata; Actinopteri; Perciformes; Nototheniidae.